AUGUUCCCUGAACCUCCCCCUCCCAUCGCCUCCACUUCCCCCUCCCGUCGCCUCAUCUUCCCCAUCCCGUCGCCUCAUCUUCCCCCUCACGUCACCUCAACUUCCCCCUCCCGUCGCCUCCACUUCCCCCUCCCGUCGCCUCCACUUCCCCCUCCCGUCGCCUCCACUUCCCCCUCCCGUCGCCUCCACUUCCCCCUCCCGUCGCCUCCACUUCCCCCUCCCUUCGCCUCCACUUCCCCCUCCCGUCGCCUCCACUUCCCCCUCCCGUCGCCUCCACUUCCCCCUCCCGUCGCCUCCACUUCCCCCUCCCGUCGCAUCCACUUCCCCAUCCCAUCGCAAGCACUUCCCCCUCCCGCCCCCUCCACUUCCCCUUCCCGUCGCCUUCGCUUCCUGCUCACUCUCUCCCCACUGUCCCCAUUUCCCCUCCCCACCCUUCCCCGCCGCCCGUCCGUGGGCAGCAAAGUGGCGUCCCUUUUGCGCCAUCGUGAUCAAAGCUCCUUCCGUCGCCACCCUAUUCUUCCCCUCGCACCUCCCCUCUCCUCACCUCAUUUCCCUCCUCUCCCCUUCCCUCUUCGUUCCGCCGCAUACUCUCAUAGCCUUGCGUCCCCUACGUCCCAUAGGCUCUCUGUAUCCUUCUCUCCUUUCCGCCCCUCCGUGUGGGCUCCCCCUCUCCAACAUUCACUGCUGUCCCGCUCCCGUGCCACGGCGAUCGCCAUCAAGGUCGAGUCCGGGCCUGGCUCCUCGUGUGAGGGGUGUAGCAAACUUUCUCUCCUUCCAUCCCCCCUUUCCAUCCUCCCCCCCCCACUCUCCCCCUCUCGCCCCUCCUCCCCACCCAGGCGAGUGGCGAUCUGGCGGCACUUGCGCGUGUUUUACGCACAUGUGGCAAUGAGCGAGGCCCCCUCUCCCUCUACCCCACACUCUUGCUUCCUCACCCGGGCUCCCCCUCACUCUUUGCACGCUGCUCUCUUCUUCCCACCCAAUUUCUUCCAAUCGUCAUUGCAAGCACCGACAAGAACAAGCCACCAAGUCCCUGUUCCAAGGCCCCUCGCUUCUCCUGACCCUGCUGCCGAGCCUGUUCCCAGACCUGCCUCCGAACCUGAAGCUCAUGGCAAGAGGGAGGGAAUGACAGCGGGUGAUGGUCUUACCCCUACUUCCCCCCUUCUUACCCCCUCGUCCUCUCCUCUCUCCUGCAUUGGUGCAUGUGUCCUGUUUUGUCUGUGGAUGCUGUGGGCAGCAGAGGAGGAACUAUACGGGGAGAAGAUACUUUCAGUUGACAGCCUGACCUCAGACUUCUAUUCUAUGCUCUCAUCUCACCUUUCCAUUCUCCCCUCCCUCCGUUCUUUAACUCUAUCCCCUUCCACCUCCUCCCCUUUCUCUGUUUGUUGUGCGCUGACUUCUUCUGCCACACCUGGUUCCAUGAGGUGCGGUUGGUGGGAGGCAUAG
Closterium sp. Naga37s-1 is the source of this 1443-nucleotide messenger RNA. The record is from the annotation of a GenBank genome assembly. Lineage: Eukaryota; Viridiplantae; Streptophyta; Zygnematophyceae; Desmidiales; Closteriaceae.